Leishmania mexicana MHOM/GT/2001/U1103 is the source of this 891-nucleotide messenger RNA. RefSeq lists its product as hypothetical. The transcript has a single exon. Gene Ontology annotation, molecular function: zinc ion binding. Lineage: Eukaryota; Euglenozoa; Kinetoplastea; Trypanosomatida; Trypanosomatidae. Bases 1 to 891 code for a protein of 296 amino acids. The record is from RefSeq and is a predicted model, not a curated record. Gene Ontology annotation, biological process: centrosome duplication.
AUGAAGGUGUACUGCCUUUACGAUGGAAAGAAUGUGAAGGGAGAGGUUGUAAACAGCAUGGUGGUGUCCUUCAAGCUGAAGAUCGAUAUACCAGCCUCCUGGAAGGAAGGGCCGUGUGAGCGACUUCUUACGUUCUUUCUGAAAACACUGAAGGCGAAGCGUAAUGUCGAUGUGGCUGCUGACGAUGUGGUGAUGCAAUGUAGCGGUCUCUCUAUCAGUCUGCAAGACUCUAUAGCGAGUUGCAUUUCUGAUUACAACGAUCUCACUGUUCUGCACAAGAUGCCGGUCAAGGUAGAGGGGACACAUGAAGGCGAGCUGCGGUGUACCAACUUCGGCUGUAACAAGUACUUUAAGGAGGAAGAGAAUACGGAUAACUCAUGUCAUUAUCACUCUCAGGGCCCCGUUUUCCAUGACUUGGAAAAGUACUGGAGGUGCUGCGAAGGCAAAAAGGCGUUUGACUGGGAGAGCUUCGAGGAAAUUCCAAAGUGCUGUGUGGGGCGCCACAGUACUGCGAACAAGCCUUUUGUAUUUCCGAAGGAGGAGGUGCUGAACAUUCCCCUCUCGGCCUCUCAGGUGGCACAAGCGAGCGCGGCAUCCUCAGACAUGCACGACGGGAGGCGAACUACUGGGCCGAGGGAGUUCGAGGGGGCUGCGUUUGCGCAGACCGAGCCGCAGCAAAUUGUGGAUGGCAAGGCGAGGUGUCGAAAUUUCGGUUGUGCAAAGGAGUUUGUUGUCGCCGAGAAUACGGACUCGUCUUGCCGAUAUCACAAAGAAGGACCUGUCUUCUGGGACACGUACAAGUACUGGAAGUGCUGUCCGGAGAAGAAGUGCUUAGAGUUCGAUGACUUUGUGAAGGUACCGGGGUGCUGCGAGGGAGCGCAUAGACUUUGA